Molecule: messenger RNA, 693 nt
Organism: Lodderomyces margitis
Lineage: Eukaryota; Fungi; Ascomycota; Pichiomycetes; Serinales; Debaryomycetaceae
Exons: 1
Coding region: 1-693 (230 amino acids)
Source: RefSeq, a predicted model, not a curated record
AUGGUCACUGUCUCAGAUUUAAAGAGACUUGAGGCAAUAAAUAUCAAGAAUGAUAAAGAGCUGAGACUGGCAAAGAACCAAAAGCCCGGUCUAUUUUCGAUGGAGUGGCUAGUAAAAGAAGAAUUAUACAAAGACGGUGGGGUAAAUGGCAAUAACUUGGCCGAAAUUGACCUUAGGAACAAGAGAUUAGAGUUGUUGUUUCACUCGGUUGACAUUGAACUGGAAGAUACAUUUCCUCAAGUGAAUUCUGAAGAUGAGGACGCAAAGAAUGAGACUUCUAUUAGCUAUCCCACAACGGUUUUGAAACAUCAUGAAUUGACGAAUGAGUUGGAAAUCGAUUUAAUGGAGAGUUCUUUGUUCAGCAAUAGGCGUAUAGAUUUGUCAAAGAAUCAAGUAAACGAUGCUAAUUUGCUAGAACACAAUAGGCAUGACUUGCAUAGAAGUCUCACAAAGACUAACUCUUGGAUAAAUGACAGUCUUCGGUCUAGUGAUUCCGCUAAUUCAAUACUCCUUCGACACAAGAGCCUUGAAGAAAAAAGGGUGAAAGCAAGCCUGAGGCAUAAUCCAGCACUGCUUGGUAUCGAAGUGGCCGCCGUUAACAACUUAAAUCCUAAACCCUUGAAACGUUUCAGAUCUGUUUCACAGUGUGACUUAGUGUUUCCUAAUUUAAACUUUAAAAACCCAAAAAGGUAG